GUCACACACACACAACCAGCCGAAGAAGAAGAAAAACUUCCCAGUGCAUGUGUAGUGCUGCACAUGGGGAGCCACAGGCGUCACUUUAUACGCGUUAUAAUGCGCUUAUGUAGUGAUGAGUGACUGAAUGAUGAGCUUUAACGUCUCAGAGACACAAACUUUUCCCGUUACACCGCGCGCUCGCUCGCUCACUCACUGAGUCCUCUUGACCCACGAGCGCAUCCUGAAGAGGAAAAUGACGGCGUGUAUGAGCAGUGGAAGCCAGGUGUCAUGUGAUCUCUGGGAGCACGUGAUCGCCCCCCGGAGGAGCCAGGAUGCCUGUGCAGGCGGCGCAGUGGACAGAGUUCCUGUCCUGCCCCAUCUGCCUGAACGAGUUCAACGCUGGUGGACACAAACCCAUCAGCCUGGGCUGCUCCCACACCGUGUGUAAGACGUGUCUCCACAAACUACACCGUAAAGCAUGUCCUUUUGACCAGACCUCCAUCAGCAUCGACAUCGAGCUGCUGCCAGUUAAUCGUGCCCUGCUGCUGCUGUUGGGGGCGCAGGUUCCUGAAAGCCAGAGUGUGUUUCUGGGCAGCACUGAAGACGCACAGCAUUAUGAAAUAUGCAGGACGUGUGUGGAGGAAUUGGCACUUUACCUCAAACCCAUCACUGGGGGAAAAGGCGUGGUGUCUCAGAUUGGGAGUGCGCUCAGUCGGCCCAUGCAGAGGAAGCUGGUGACGCUGGUGAACUGCCAGCUGGUGGAGGAGGAGGGCCGGGUGAGGGCGCUGCGGGCGGCUCGCUCUCUGGGAGAACGUACCAUCACCGAGCUCAUCCUGCAGCACCAGAACCCUCAGCAGCUCUCCGCCAACCUGUGGGCCGCCGUCAGGGCGCGUGGGUGUCAGUUCCUCGGACCUGCGAUGCAGGAGGACGCCCUGAAGCUUGUCCUGCUGGCUCUCGAGGACGGCUCGGCCCUCUCUCGCAAGGUUCUGGUGCUCUUUGUGGUGCAGAAGCUGGAAGCUCGGUUCCCUCAAGCCUCCAAGACGAGCAUCGGUCACGUGGUGCAGCUUCUGUACCGCGCCUCCUGCUUUAAGGUGACGAAGCGUGACGAAGACUCCUCACUGAUGCAGCUGAAGGAGGAGUUUCGCACCUACGAGGCUCUGAGACGUGAACACGAUGCUCAGAUUGUCCAUAUCGCCAUGGAGGCGGGGCUACGCAUCUCUCCCGAGCAGUGGUCCUCUCUGCUGUACGGAGACCUCGCCCACAAGUCACACAUGCAGUCCAUCAUAGACAAGCUUCAGUCCCCAGAAUCCUUUGUGAAGAGCGUUCAGGAGCUGACGAUCGUCCUGCAGAGAACCGGAGACCCGGCAAACCUCAACAUCCUCCGAGCUCCGCUAGAACUUCUGGCUGGAAUUGACCAGAACCUGGACUCAGCCGUCCCCUCGUGGGAGGAGCUCCAGUCAGUGAUGUUGGCGGCGAAGCUGGUGGUCCACGGGCUCGUUGAAUUCAUUCAGAAUUUUAGCAAAAAGAGCCACGAGACCUUUCCUUCUCAGCCCAAUAGUAAAUACAAGACCAGCAUGUGCAGAGACCUGCGGCAGCAAGGAACCUGCCCACGAGGUAUCAACUGCACCUUCGCCCACACCCAGGACGAGCUGGAGAAGUACCGAAUGAGGAACAAGAAGGUCAGUUCAGGAACCAGACCGUCUCUCCUGUCCAAAACGGGAGGCGUGAAAUCCUCAGGUGUAGACGUGUGUAUCUCUGAGCAGGAGGGCGUGGCCUCCGAGAGCUCCUCCCCCACUCACCUCGUGCCCAGAGGAGGAGAGCAGGAGCAGGAGGAGGUGAUGAUGAAGGAGCUGGCUGAUGGAUUCAGAGCUACCAACCAAGACCUGAAAACAGGUUCUCCUCCUAAGAGCCCAGUGUCAGGAGGUUCUGCAGACCCCUCAGUGCUCCUCAAAUCUUCUAGUCUACCACAGAGAGCUCACCACGAGGUCCCCUACUUUCCUGAGCAGAGAUCUGCGUACGACUUGCCGUCCUGCCCGUCUGGUAAUUAUUUCCCUGCUCCUGUGUCAAACUCUCACAAACAUUACUUACCUCGCUUCCCUCGCUCAAGCCCCGCCUCCGACUCAUCGGCCACGCCUCCUCUGGCUCCGCCCUACCCUGACCAGCACCUCCAAUCUCGUUUGGGUCUGUCUCCAUAUCCCGCCUCUCACUCUUACCCGCCCCUCCCUCACACUCACCCCCACGGUCACGGCGUCUACGCUCCCGUCUACGACAGCCGACGUCUCUGGCGGCCUCAGCUGUACCACAGACAGGACGGCCGGAGCAACUCCCUCCCUCUGGAGGUGCUGCACUCGUCCAUCUAUCAUCCCCCUCUCCGUGAACGCUUCAACUCUCUCGACAGCGCCUACUGCAGCGCCUCCAACAGGAGAGCCGCCCUGCACAGGGAGGCGUGUGGCCGAGCUGCUUUGGGCUCUGAGGAUUUCUACACUCUCCGGCAGGAUCAGUGGUCACAUCAACACCACGGCUCAGGCCGAGUGGCACAGCAGUCCCCCGUCUUUACUGUGGAUCUCUGCUCUGAGCGCGUGGACAGUGGGGUGUGUGUGAGCUGUAAAUGUGGAGGUGCAGACACGCCGCUCGGUCGUUACUCGCCGUGGUCAUGUGGCGCCGUCGGGCCGUUCGACUCUGAACCUCUUUAUUCUCACACCUGUUCCCAACACAUGGACGGUGAGUGUACAGCUAAACGCUGGCUGCAGGUCUCAGAGCCGUACAGACGUGUGAAGGACGAGGACCCCAUCAUCCCGUUCGGAGAAGGUCCCAUCAUCUCAAAGUGGGGAGCAAUUUCCCGCUCAUCUCGCACAGACCAUCACACCACUGAGCCUGUGCAGGCCACAGCGACACACGGACGCACAGCCACCACCACGCUCAUCAACUUCAGAGAUUACAACUCUCAUGCCACACCGGGCGAGUGCCAGUGGAGUCUGUGUGGGUUUGAGUCGACUCGCUCGGGGUUCCUAGGAAGUGAGCAGAGACGCAGCUCCUUCAGCACCGCCGGGAAACACCGAGCCGAGUUCCUGGUUGGAGACGGAACAGAGAGCGACCCGAACCGGGACAUUGAGCUGGAGCUUUGUGCUCUACACGUGGACGACUUGGAACCAGCAGGGAUCCAGUCAGAGGUAUCUUUGGAGCCUCGGUGUGAACAUCACCUCUCGGGUGUGUUCGGCGAUGCGGGCGGAAGCUCACGGACAGCACAGUCGUUACCUGAGCACAUGGACGCACAUUUACUGAAGAAGAUGGCCUUUAGGAAGUCCCUCUCCCCCGGGGGCCUGAACGCUGGAGGUCUCACCGCGGGGAGUCUGGUGAUGAAGACGGGUUCACCGAGACAUCCAGGAGACUCCACCGGACCGAACCCUGGACCUGAGAUGAUUCUGAAUGGGAGCUAAAAAAAAAAAAAAAAAGUCAUGUCUCUUGGCACUGAUCCACGUCUAUUUUUUUAUAUUAUAAAGCCUUUGCUUCCCAAAUUUAAUUCCAAAUAUCUGAUAAUCGUACGUCAACCCUCCUUUUUCUUUUUUUUUUUUUUUUCCUCCUUCUCUCUCUCUCCCUUCCUAAAGACUCAAAUUUAAAAAGAAUAUGCAUUAGGCUUUUUAUAUUUCUGCGGAUUGCGUCCACACGUCAUCUCAGGUUCACCGGGCUGCCGAUCGGAUUCCUCCGACUACACUUCCACUGAUGAUGAUGAUGAAGGUGUUGAUGAGUUUGUUCUACUGCACUUCCUGUCUGUAGGUUUCUGUGUUUCUGCUACACGUUUACAGUGAGUGAGAGAGAGAAGCCUGGUGCUCAGUGAAGUCUGUACAGCUCCUACGUCCUGCUGCAGACCGAAUGACUCGGCUACAUGCCUGAAAACCUGAGGGGGGUCUUUUAGGUUUAUGUUUUUUUAAUGAAUUGAAUGUGCAAAUGCCUAUGAAGUGAUAUAAGGUCUCUCUCUUUCCUCCUGUCUCUCUCUCUCUCUCUCUCUCUCUGCCUUGACUCGUGUCCUAAACGCAUCGACGUUCGUCUCAUGCUGUCCCAUAACCUGAGACGCUAAAAAAAAGGGGCAUGUUUUAUGCUUUUAGGACCUUUUUUUUUCCCCUUCACUUUUCUCAAUUCCAGACAAGAAGAAAUGAAUUUCUCAGAGGAAUCAGCGUCAGCUUGAUAUAAACGCUAUGUUUUGCAGCCUGUUAAACGUAUCGCAUUGAACGAUACGACGCACGCCGUCGUAUCAGCCGCACCGAAUACAGCACCGUAUAUAAACCUUAAAAAUACUUCGGUUAAUGAUCUUUAGCUGAAAUGCUGAUAGCUUGAUAGAUAAUCGUCAGGGAAUGCAGGACGUGUAGUGGGCGGGGCUUGUUCUGUAUCUGCUCACUAUGCGUUCUGUCCGGUUCUCUCACGCUGGUGGUGUUCGACAGUCCGUCUCUGUAACGAUCUGACUUUCGCAUCAUGAGAUCGCUCUGAGCUUGGAAUCGGUUUGUCCGGGAAACUUCAGCUAGACAAAUUAGACAAAUAUAUAUAUAUAUAUACAUGUAAUAUAUAGUGUUCUAGUGGACACACAGAAGUAAUAAACCAGGUCACGCUGCUCGACCGUGCUUCAGCUUGGUGUCCAGCGCUACUUUCGCGGGGGGAGGGGGGGGGAGGGGAGUAGAGUAAACACCCCUGUCCGAUCCUCAUGUUUGAAUGCGACAUCGCUGCUAACUUCCGUGAAGUUGUGUGCCGAAGUAUUUUGUAUCAGGAAUCUCUCUUUUUUUUUUUUUUCCUUUUGUUUUGGUCACUGGAAUUAAACCGAACCUCCGGCUCUGUAUUUCCUGUUUAAGCUGGAGGUCGAUGGAGCGCUGGGUGAUGAGCAGAUCUCCUGAAACGGGUCGUCGGCAUCGUCUUCUGCAGUCUCGUGCACUGAACCGUUUUUCUUUCUCGCCGUCCUUCACUCGGACGACGGCGAGAUCGGGGCACUUUGUGUUACGCCGCGUUAAAGUUAACGUCUCCUAUUUAUAAUAGGGUCGGUUUCGAGUUAAUGUAAUGUGGAUGCAGGAAUGCGGUAGGGCUUUUUGCCUAAUAUACUGCCACCUUUUUUUGUUAGACUUUACACCGGUUUUAAGGUAACUGGUGUCCCAGUGUUGAAUUUUAAUGCCUGUGUGCGUGUUUUAUUAAAAUAUAUUUAACCUCGUUUCUCUUCUUAUUUUGGCCAAGAUUUAAUAUCUAGACUUUAACGUGUUAAGCUCUAGAUAGUUGUCCGUGUUGCACGACUGAAAACACUUCAGUACAAUAGUGUGUGCAACAACAAUUAAAGUAUAUAUAUAAAAAAACGGAUGCGGGCGAAUAUUUGUACAGCAGCUGUAGCUGCAUUUUUAAUUUUUUUAGACACUUUUUUUUUUUUUUUUUUAAGCUAUAAAAUAAUGUAUGGUUUGUUAGAGAUCAGGCAAGAUGAUUACUAUUAUGAUUUUUUUUCCUGGUUUCACUGCUACAGACUGGGUUUUAUUGGAUUUGUUACAGCUUCUAAUAUUCAGCCUUCUCUAAUCUCAGCAUGAGGUUUUUUUUAUUGUUGGAUUUAUUCAGCGUAGGUUUCUGUUUAUCCUCUUACUGUGAUUUGUGAUGGAUCGGCUCAGCUCUGAGUCUCACCUGCACGCUGCUUUUAUAUCAAUAGUGUGUGUGUGUGUGUGUGUGUGUGUGUGUGCGAGAUCUUCCUCCCUGUGCUGGUACUGUUAUAUACUGGAUAUUAAAUCAGUUUAUCACAAUUCUGAACAAGUCCAGAGAGGAUUAAAUAACAUAAAUAACCCAGAACCACUCAGUUCAUCCCAAGACAUUACUGACGGUUAUAAAUAAUAAUAGACGACUCCAUAAAUUGUGUGUAAAGUUUAAUCUUUAUUCGGUUAUGUUUUAAGAGAUGAUGGUAGGAUCUAUAUCACGAAAAACGUGAAUUUAUUUCCCAUAUGUUGAGUUUAUGGCUCGUUCUUUUAAAAGUAAACCACAGUCGUGAUCAAUAGACUUUUGGCUGCUUUCAAGCUGGUCUUGUGUUAUCGGUUCCCGUAGAGCCGGAAACGUAAACGCGAUCGUUUUUAUUCGGUAGAUUAGUGUUCUAUAAGGCAAGCAUGUGAUCAUUUCCCCCUUCAUCGCAAGCCUCUCUGGACCUUUUGCACGUACAAUAGUUUACUUCUGAGGAUCGCUGGUCGUGAUCGUGUGCGUUCUCACCGGGCGUGUAAAUUUAUACGUCCCUGACAGCAGCUAAUGUUGAAUAUUUUUACGUCUGUAUUAGACAUUUCCUUUGCAAAUCUAUUGUUCGAUUUAACUGUAAAUGAAAUAAAAGAUGGUACGCAUCCAUCAGUUUAUACAGACGCUGCCAUCAUAUAGAUGGAGUUUUACUGCAGUUUUAUGAUCAGCUAUAUUUAAAUACAUAGAUAUUUAUCAGACAUUCUUAAAAAGAAGUUAUCUUUUGGUAGAAAAUAAACUGUAUUUUGAUGCACUGAACAGAUUCGCUGUUUCGUAUCUUUGCUGUUUGUGGUUUUGUACCUUUGCAAAGAUCUGAGCUGCUCUAAAGCCCUUGCUGAUGAAAAGGUUAUUAAAGGUCAUUGUGUAACUGCAUGCUGAGAUAAUAAAACGAAUUUGUCCUCAA
Tachysurus fulvidraco (yellow catfish) is the source of this 6613-nucleotide messenger RNA. RefSeq names its product ring finger and CCCH-type domains 2 (gene rc3h2). Bases 315 to 3419 code for a protein of 1034 amino acids. The transcript has 19 exons. Gene Ontology annotation, molecular function: metal ion binding. The record is from RefSeq and is a predicted model, not a curated record. Lineage: Eukaryota; Metazoa; Chordata; Actinopteri; Siluriformes; Bagridae.